Messenger RNA from Ilex paraguariensis (yerba mate), 474 nucleotides. Lineage: Eukaryota; Viridiplantae; Streptophyta; Magnoliopsida; Aquifoliales; Aquifoliaceae. The record is from the annotation of a GenBank genome assembly.
AUGUGUGUGGGGAAAGCCCUUAAAUACCAAGACAUUGCAAUUGAUCUCAAAACUAAGAUCGUCCCUCUCCCGACAAUGACUCAUCGUAGGACCUUCAACGCCUUCAUUUCCUCUGCUCUCGUUACCUGGAAAUCUACGGGUAAAUUACAGCAAACAAUAGCGAAGUGUGUAGAGCGAACCGGACGGGCACUCCACUCCGGCAAGAUCACAACGGUGAAAAUAUGGCCGGAGCAUGCCGGCGGGGGUAGGUAUUUCGAUUUCCGGUCAAAAUUCAUCCCCGCAUCCAUCGAAUUUGCCGAAGAGAGCCCACUCUGUACAACGCUGUCCAAAGAUGGGCACAGAAUUCGUACCGUUGAGCACUUGCUCUCUUGCUUGGAGGCCACCGGCGUCGAUAAUUGCCGAAUCGAGAUCGAAAACGAGGACUCCUAUGAUCAGUCUGUUGAGGUAGGUGACAAAAAAUGUUUUCGUUUGUGA